This is a messenger RNA of Oldenlandia corymbosa var. corymbosa, 1590 nucleotides long. NCBI's taxonomy places the organism in Eukaryota, Viridiplantae, Streptophyta, Magnoliopsida, Gentianales, Rubiaceae. The record is from the annotation of a GenBank genome assembly.
CAAAACUCGUUUUUCCCCCCUCGCACCAAAGCUUUCUUUUCAUCAGCCAAGCUUUUUCUUUUCAAAGUUUCUCCCUCAACUAGGACACGUGUCCUUUUUUGUUAUCUUUUUUUGCGAAAUGGCAAAUCAUGAAAAGAUGGCCAAGAUGACCUCUGGUCAUGAUUUGCCGGAAUCGCUAGUGGAGAAGAUAAUCUCCCAUUUCCCCAUUGAUAUCGCCACAAGGGCUAAGCUUGUUUCCAAGAAAUUCAUCAAUUCUUGGAAGCUGAGCCGCCACCUCAGCUUUAACGAGCACAAAGUGUACUUCAAUAGUAGUCAAGUUCCAUUUGUAGGUUUCGUUUCUAACAUCAUGCAUCAGCAUUCCGGUUCCAAGAUCGAAACUUUUCAUCUGAAAAUGGGUCAGAUUAAUGAUGAAAUUACGGUAAGCAACUGGAUUAGGUUGGCUAUUGCCAAAGGGGUGGAAAAUCUCGAGUUGGAAUUUUGGGGAUUUCCUCAGCAUUUUCCAAUCACUUCUGCUUUGAUAGAUAAUGAUACGUCCAUUAGGGUUUUAAGACUUCAAUCCUGUGAUCUUCAGUUUUCGCCGCGAUUACGUGGACUAAAGUUGCUAAAAACACUUAAUUUAGUAAACAUGAAUCUCAUCUCCUCCAGAAUCCAGAUUAUUUUGAACAAUUGUUUGGCAUUGCAAGAUCUGGAAUUUCUCAACUGUAACUUCAUCAACCACACUUUGGAAAUCAUGGCUAAAGAUCUGAAACGGUUUAAGUCACUGAAAGUGGUACAAAUUUCUCGUGACCUCGACUCCAUGUUUAUCGACGCUCCAACCCUUCAAACGUUGUAUUAUAAAGGGAAUGUUUGUAGUAUCUCAAUUAGUUGUGUCUUAACCAACUUGUUUGCUGCUCUUUUUAAUUUUGGACCAAAUAAAAAAUUAAACCGCCUCCAUCGAGUUGAAUACCUGGUCCCUGCACUCCACUAUUGCAAGAAACUCAGCAUUUGUAGUAAAAUUCUCGAGGAGCUGACACCAAAAUUCAAUGGAUGUCAUUAUGCAGAGAGGUUUCCUUACUGGUUUCCAGCAUUGUGGGAAUUAAAUUUGUACCUAGGAGGAUCAAGCCUGGAUCAUGGUAGAGGAACAACAUUUGUUAAUCCUUAUGAUAUCAUGGCCUUUUUGAUGAAGUGCCCAAGAAUCAACACCCUGCUUAUCGAUCUGGGACAAAAUGCAUUUGAAGAAGGGCUAUUUUGGAAACGGAUGACAAUGGUACCAUUCUUCAAUAGUCGUCCGUUCUUCCCAUUCCUGACGAAUCUGACGGUGAAGGGUUUCAAAUACCGGAAUCUGGAGUUUCAGCUGGUGAGGAAGAUUGUGGAAAGCGCACCAUUUGUAGGGAAAAGGGUGACUUUAAUCAGGAGCAAGAAGAAUCACAAUCACACCCCUGAAAGUGAGAAGGAGCUGUUGGAUUGGUUGAAGACUCAACGUUGCCUUUACAAUUUAGAGGUGGAACGUGUGAGAAGAAGAGGAAACACCCUUGUCGAUUUUUGAAGGGUUGAUUUUACAUUUGUUGGAAUUUUGUUUUUUUUUUAUUCUGGAAAAAUAAAUUUGAGGAG